AUGGACAUCGAAUCUCAUGGACAUUAUUCAAUUGUAGAAACAAAUGAAGAUCAAAUAAUUGUAUCAGGGAACCCCAGAACUCUGAACCAAGUGGAUGUUAGCCAGAGAAAUCAGCUCCCAUCUGUUAGUGAUGUUUGGGCGGCAGUUAACAUAUGUGGUUCCUAUUGUCCAUCUACUUCUGGGAGUGACAAAUAUGCUUCUGCCAAUGAGAUGUCACUUGGGCAUUUACAGUUUAUAAAGGAGCAACUAGUGAGAAUGAUUGAUCUGGAAACAGACAGGCAGGAUAAGAAGGAUAUGUUAUGCAGACAACCUGAUGAAAUGUUUUUCUUUGGUUCUUACCCUACUCAGGACCGAGAUGAACAGAUACAAUCUCUCGUCAAGGGUCGGGGUAGUUCACCAUACCAUCAAGAGCAGAAAAAACGUCUGUUAUAUAUUCAACCAGUAGCGAAUCGAAUGGUGGAGGCUGCUCCAUUUUCCCAGCAAUUCAGGGAACAGACUCAUCUAUCGCAUCCUCUGGAUCUGAGGAAGAAUAGACUAUACAAUUUUUACAUGCAUCAGAACAUUCCCGCAUCUCACUCGCAUUUGAAUGGAGCAUUGAGUCAGAAUUGGUAUCCAGGUGAGAGAGGAGGCCAUGGAGGAUCGUCUGCAAUUGAAGGUUCAGGUGCCAUUUGUUUGAACCUUGGCACAAGCAGCGUUAGCAAGUCAGGUCAGAACUUACACAGUAUUGUAACUGAAUGUAAGGAACUUGGACGUGGUGCCACCAAUGAUUCAAUUCAACAGUUCAUCCAGUCUGAAGACUAG
Messenger RNA from Fraxinus pennsylvanica, 801 nucleotides. NCBI's taxonomy places the organism in Eukaryota, Viridiplantae, Streptophyta, Magnoliopsida, Lamiales, Oleaceae. The record is from the annotation of a GenBank genome assembly.